AUGGGGAGAUCGGGGGGGUUGCUUACAAUUUGGAGGAAGGAUGUGGUGGAGGUAUUGAGUAGUUUUAAAGGAGAAGGAUUCUUGGGGAUUCAUGUUCAGUGGAAAAAUCAUUUGUAUUACGUGGUGAACAUUUAUUCUCCUUGUGAUUUGAGUAGGAAAAAAAUCUUGUGGAACGACUUGCUUGCUUGUAAGGAAUCGUUUAAAGAUGGGGAGUGGAUUAUGGGAGGAGACUUUAAUGCUAUUAAGAAUUGUGGAGAAAGAAAGGGAAGGGGGGUUGUUGUGAAUCAUAGAGAGUCGAAUCUUUUUUCGGAGUUCAUCUUAAAAAGUGAGUUGGUGGAUAUCCCUUGCAAAGGGAACAAGUUUUCUUGGUUUAGUGGAGAUGGCAAUUCUAUGAGUAGAAUAGACCGCUUUCUUUUGUCGAGUAACGUGGUUGAUAGGUGGAAGAUUAUCGGCCAACUUAUUGGAGAUAGAGACAUCUCGGAUCAUUGCCCGAUUUGGUUAAUGAAGGAUAAUUCUAAUUGGGGACCAAAGCCCUUUAGGUUUAAUAACGAAUGGUUUUCUCUUGGCUCUUUUGUUCCUUUUGUGGAGAAAGAAUGGAAAAGUUUGAAGGUGGAAGGGAGAGGGGAUUUUGUUCUAAAAGAGAAACUUCGGCUCUUCAAAGACAAACUUAGAAGUUGGAAUAAGGAAGUUUUUGGGAAGAUCGAUCUUGAAAUGGAGGAAGGAGUCCGUGAUAUGAACAAUGCCGAUGAGAGGUUAGUUUCCAGGUUCCAUUCUUCCUGUUUUGAUGAUAACCUCAUUUUAAGAAAUGAAGCUUGUAGUAAAUUUUGGAGGAACUUGAGAAUUAAGGAGAAUAUGAUUCUUCAAAAGUCUAGAUGUUCUUGGAUUAAAGAAGGAGAUGCUAAUAGUAGUUUUUUCUAUAAGGUUAUGAAACAAAGGAGGAAUCAUAAUCAUAUUGGUCCUCUAUUCUCUUCGGGAGUCAUGAUAGAUUCGGUGGAUGGAGUUAAAGAUACGGUGUUUAAUCACUUUGAGAGGAAAUUUGUUGAAACGGAGGAGGUGAGACCUUUGUUGGAAGGUAUUCCGUUUAAUUGUAUUAGUAGGGAGGAGGCGGAUGGCCUUGAGAGACCCUUUCUUGAAAGGGGAAUAAAGGAGGCGGUGGUGGCGAAGCUCUUGCCGGGGAGGCUUAAAGGAGUUCUUAAUUCGAUCAUUUCCUCUUGUCAAAGUGCCUUUGUCCCCGGUAGACAAUUGCUAGAUGGUGUGUUAGUAGCAAACGACGUGGUGGAUUACGCUAAAAAAGAAGAAACCCUACGAAAGAGUUGUGUUUCUAGAGGUUUGAGGCAAGGAGACCCUCUCUCUCCUUUCCUUUUUGUGAUAGUUGCGGAAGGCCUUUCGGGUUUAAUUAGAAAAUCUAUCGAAGUGGGGGAAUUCCAAAGGUUUACGAUUAAGGGGUCUUGUUGUGUGGAUGUUCUCCAAUUUGCGGAUGACACCCUUAUAAUCGAGGAUGGAAAUUGGAAACAUGUGUGGGCUUUAAAGGCGGUGCUUCGGGCUUUUGAAUUAGUUUUCGGGCUUGGUAUCAAUUAUCACAAAAGCAAGUUGAUUGGCAUAAAUACUAAUAGGAGUUUUUUGGAGGCGGCAUCAUUUCUUCUCUCUUGUAAGGUGGAAGAUCCUAACUUUUACUUUCUUGGAAUUCCUAUAGGUUUUAAUCCGAGAAAGGAAGCCACUUGGAAUCCUCUUUUGUCAAAAAUGAAAAAUCGUUUAAAAGGAUGGAUGAACCGCUCCUUCAAUUUGGGAGGUAGAAUCACUCUUUUAAAGUCCGUGCUAUGCUCUUUGACCAUUUUCACUAUGUCGUUUUAUAGAAUGCCAAAAAAAGUGGUGAAAAUAUUUAAAGCGUUGCAAAGUAAGUUUUUGUGGGAAGUAGUGGAGGAAAAGAGGAGGAUCCAUUGGGUGAAGUGGGAGGAAGUUACUUUACCUUUUGAGAAGAUGGGUCUAGGAGUAAAAAACAUUGAGUUGUUCAAUUUGGCUCUCCUAAAUAAGUGGAGGUGGCGUAUUCUUCAAGGGCUUAACGGUAUGUGGUUAGAUGUUUUGAAAGCUCGGUAUGGAGACAUUUCCUCUUUAGCCUUUUGUGGUGGUAAGGGUUUUAAAGUUCUUCCCUCUUGCUCUUUUUGGUGUAAAGACUUGAUUAAGGUUAGUUCAUCUUUGUCUUUGGAUCCUAUUGUUGAAUGUAGUAAAUUCUCCAUUAAUAAUGGUUUUAUUACACCAUUUUGGGAAUCAAAUUGGUUGAAUGAUACUCCUUUGCAAGAAGCUUUUCCGGUUUUGUAUGAAUUUUCUAGCUUGAAGAAAGUAUCGGUUGCGGCUAUGGGAGGUUGGUUGGAUGGUGUUUGGAUUUAG
Messenger RNA from Vicia villosa (hairy vetch), 2385 nucleotides. RefSeq lists its product as uncharacterized. The coding region runs from base 1 to 2385 and encodes 794 amino acids. The transcript has 3 exons. NCBI's taxonomy places the organism in Eukaryota, Viridiplantae, Streptophyta, Magnoliopsida, Fabales, Fabaceae. The record is from RefSeq and is a predicted model, not a curated record.